Erpetoichthys calabaricus (reedfish) is the source of this 4832-nucleotide messenger RNA. RefSeq names its product solute carrier family 49 member 3 (gene slc49a3). Gene Ontology annotation, biological process: transmembrane transport. The record is from RefSeq and is a predicted model, not a curated record. Gene Ontology annotation, cellular component: membrane. Gene Ontology annotation, molecular function: transmembrane transporter activity. NCBI's taxonomy places the organism in Eukaryota, Metazoa, Chordata, Cladistia, Polypteriformes, Polypteridae. The coding region runs from base 298 to 1728 and encodes 476 amino acids. The transcript has 10 exons.
UUUGUGGAGAAAAAAAAACAGUAAUUGUGAAAAGACCGGUUCGCUUAUUUGCAUAGGGAGUGGCUUGAAUCGUCACGUGAGGUUCGAGACGGUGACAGUUUUUGGUUUCGCCGGCCUAAAAGGCGGUGAAAAGAUUUGUCAAUGGAAAGUCACUAGCAAGCUGCCUGUUGAUACUUAGACGAUCUCGGGUCUCUAGUCCUGAAAAUUGGCUCCGGCUUUGGAAGAGACAGUGGGAUGUCAAACUAGACACUCUGAUUUGACAUCGCGACCGGUUUGUUUAAGUUGUGAGGUGCCGCGAUGGACGGACAAGAGGAGGAGGCGCAGCAGUUGAACGGUACUGAUGAGAACCUGUUAAAGCUACUGACGUUUAAAGUGUACAAGAGGCGAUGGAUCGUGUUACUGGCGCUCUGUCUGCUGAACUGCUCUAACGCCAUGCUCUGGCUGAGUUUUGCCCCAAUUGCAGACCAGACGUCUCAGUUCUACGAUGUGACGCUGGACCAGGUUAACAUGCUGUCUCUUAUCUAUCUGAUAGUGGCAAUUCCAUUCGGCUUCGGAACUUCUUGGAUGCUUGAUACUCUAGGACUUAAAUCUUGUCUGAUCUUAAGUUCCUGGCUGAACAUGAUUGGUAGCAUUUUACGGUACCUCAGCACUGUAAACACAAAGAUCUAUCCAGUCCUGAUGGUUGGUCAGACCAUAAGUGCUCUUGCUCAACCUCUUGUGCUCUUCUCUCCCACUAAACUGGCAGCCCUUUGGUUUCCAGAGCACCAGAGAGCUACUGCCAAUAUGCUCGCUUCAAUGUCUAAUCCCCUUGGAGUUCUGCUUGCCAACAUUCUUUCUCCUAUAAUAGUCAAGGAUGUUUCUGAUAUUCCUACACUGCUUGUUAUUUAUGCCAUUCCAGCUUCAGUCGCGUGUGUUCUAGCAACAGGAGGAAUUCGUGAAAGAGUUCCUCCAACUCCUCCUUCAGCUACAGCCAUGAUGUCUACCUCAGAAAACUUUAUUGAUGGAGUUAAACUGCUCAUCAAGAAUAAGCCAUACAUGAUCCUGCUUGUCUGCUUUGGGGCUGGUAUUGGCAUUUUUACUUGCUUCUCAACGCUCUUGGAACAGAUUCUGUGUGUCAAAGGAUACUCAAAUGGCUUUGCUGGGCUGUGUGGAGCGUUGUUCAUCGUGUUUGGAAUAUUCGGAGCCUUCUUACUUGGAAUUUAUGUGGACAAGACGAAGUACUUCACAGAAGUCACCAAGAUCAGUUUCUGCCUGACUGCGAUAGCCAGCAUAGCAUUUGCUGUGCUUUCUCAGAUGAGGAAUCAAAAGCCUGCCCUAGCAGUUAUUUGUUCCCUUUUUGGAAUGUUUGGCUUUGCGAUUUAUCCAAUCAGUUUGGAACUUGCUGUUGAAUGUUCAUAUCCCGUUGGAGAGGCAACAUCAGCAGGACUCAUCUUUAUUUCAGGGCAGAUCCAGGGGGUGAUCUUCAUUGUCCUAUUUCAACUGAUGACUAAGCAUCUGGCUGAUUCUCCUUAUUCGACGUGUAAACUCCAAGAUGACGCCACCCUUAGCUGGAAAGUCCCCACCCUGGUGAUGGCCGCCAUUUGUACUGUGGGAGCCUGCGUCUUUGUUCUAUUUUUCCACACCGAGUACAAGAGACUUCAAAAGGAGACCCUGAUCAACACGGGCCACGACAGUGAAGAGAGCGAAGAAACGAGCAACGAGGAAGAGCGGGUAUUACAGGAAACAUAGCAUUAUAGGCGUAUAGUUCUGAUUUUAUUGGAAUCCUUGAACUAUUAAUUUGCACAAAAGAACAUAUUUUAUAAUACAAAUAUGAACCGUGAGUUCAUUUAACUGAUGCAUGAUGGAUUCCACAUGAUGGGGACUCCAUGAUCUGGGAAAGCUAUUCUAUUGUUCGGCAAAAUGCAUUAAAAAAAAUCUACCCAGUACCCUCUCUCAAAAAAUAACACUACCUACUGACACAGGCAACUCCUUGGUCCAGCUUCAUAUUAACAGUCUGACAUUAAACAAAAAACAUCAAAUACUUUCUGUUUGUCAGACCUGUAAGAGGGAAACGAGCAAAAGUGAAUCUCUGGCACGAGAGCUUGGCCAGCAGGAAUGUGGACUCGCUCAUUGGAGGACUUGGCUUGUAGUGGGCGUAGAAUUAGACAGGACAGAGCCAUCUUUUAUGGCUUCCCAAAACUGGAGUGUAUUAACGCUUUAGGGCUCCACAGUGGCAAAGGAGAUCGUGGCAUCGCAUGUCAAUUUCAGGAUCAGCAGAGGAUGUCUGAGCUUCAGGUGAAAUUUAAGUUUGUUCUUCAGCAAGGCGGCUUGUUGAUUAUUUUCAUGUCAGUUUUCAUAAUCUACACUGAAGGUCAAUAUUACUUUAACUUAGCUAUUUAUUUGCGACAAUUUUAGCUUAUACUUUAAUAGCUGUUUUACAUUCACAGUCUGGGCAGUCACUUCACCCAAAAACUGUACUUUUUCUUAUACGUUACAUACCCCAUGUAGUUUGUAGUGAUGCCUGAGAACUGAUUUUUUAGAACUGAAUGACUUUACAUGUGGAUAAUGUGACAUGAGUAAGAUGAGAGGUUUUCAUAUUCUUUGCUGUUGCCAGCAAUGGUCCACAGUGCCAGUUGAAGCCCCCUCAUUGUUCAUAUUAGGUAGUUGGCACUAUUAGACUUCAAUGAUCUCUUGGGGGCCAGUCCCCCUCGGUGUCCAGAGCACGCACCCCUUCAAUAGCACAAAUGGCGCCCCCUUGUGCAUAAACUACGAACUUUAAGAAGCACAUGCCUCUUGGUGUACAGAGUGUGCACACUAAGUUUCUUUUUUUUUUGACAACCUGGGUGGGGGGGUCCCCCUUGGUAUUUGGGGAGAAACAGCAUCAUAUUGUCAUACUUCUAUGAUCGAGUGGGGUUUUUGGAUCAAAACCUUUUCUAUGUCCAUUCUGUACAAACACAUGAGAUUUCUUCUUUGCCGUGACCACAAACUACACGGGGUAAGUAACAAAUAAAAAUAUAUUAAAUAUAUAGUGGAAACCAGGGGUGCUCUAGCUGCCUCAACCCCGACACAGACAGGCAGAGACAAGAGUUUGCCACACAACACACGUUUAUUCACGUAGGAAGCGUUUUUCCUUCUCUCCCCACAGCCUCACAGUACAAGCACCAAAAUAGCACAGUCCCUUCUUCUUCUCUCUUUGUCGUCCACCUUCACUCCUCCUCCUCUUGGCAAGCUUUGUCCCUCUUCCUCCUGGCUCUGGCUCUGUGAAUGGAGUGAGUUGGCUCUUUUUAAGCAGACCCUGGGAGUGUUCCCGGUGCCUCAUUAAUCAGACCUGGAAUCACCCCAAGGUGUUGUGAAGCCAUAUGUGGAGCUCAGCAGGUCCCCCCGGCAGCCCCCAUGGAACCCAACAGAGGUUUGCCAUACUCCAACUGCCAGUAUGCCCUGCAUAUAUCCAUGUUGCCACAGCCAUCCAGAAGGGCUGCCCACCAGCGUCCUGGGGUAGGUAGUGUCUUAUAGAUACUCUCUCUGCCAGUCCUUCCAUCCAGUUGGUGUCCCGGCCAGGUAAUGGCCAUGGCCGGCCAUCACAAUAUAUCUUUAUAUAUAAUCUUCAUUUGGAUGUUGAUCUUUGUUUGUCCGCGAAUUCACUGCCUUGUGUGGUGUCCCUGCUGUGUUCAGUAGAGGGCAGUAGUGAUGGAGGAGGAGAGGAAGUGAGGGGGAGGAUCGUUGGAUGAGGUUGGAGUGUGGUGAUUAAAGAGGAUUGAACUAAAGGAGACUACAUGCUGUUUGUACUGGCUGAAUACACAACACCUUGGUUGUUACUUUUCUUUACAAACACUGUCGAUAGCACUCUUUGUGUUUAGAUCUGGUGUCGACACCUGCUUCGUUGUCGAGACUGUGGUUUUUUGUGUUUUCUAUUGACCGUCGUUGGCAGCACUUCGUCCAAAUCGAAUGUUCACCCACUUCUUGGAGUCGGCAGUCAGAGUAUAUAAGUCGGGCACACUUCAGUGAUUUUCCAUCAGUCGGCGUUUGGAGUUCAAGAAAGAAGCAUUGGUUCUUCCUUACUCUUUGGAUUGCCACAAAGCAACCUGCGAGAUUGGAGAAAGGUUGAGAAGAGAUCGUGAGAGGAAACGACAGCGUCAUGAAAACGAGACGGACUGUGAACGGAGAGAAGCAGAAAUGCUCCUCCACCACCACAUAAUUACUAUUCGGACAGUGAUUCCGAGUAGGCCGUUCCUAUCGAAUCAAUGUCCAAGGGUUUUGUUUUGUAAUUUUGUCCAUCUAUCCAUCCAUUUUCCAACCCGCUGAAUCCAACCUGCUGGAGCCAAUUUCCCUUAAAAAUCAUAAUGCUGUGCGAUGAAGGGCCCAGUUCGUUCACGACUGGCAGCCGUGUUUAAACAGGGAGCCCUUCACAGACAACUUUAACACGUGCGACGUAGUUGGGCGCACAUGGCUAGUUAUUAUAUAUAUAUACACACUGUAUAUAUGGAUCGUUUUUGGGUGGAGUAUUUCAUUAAAAAAUGGAGAAGGAAAUGAAAUGAAAACCUUUAAUGAAGCAAAGUUGAAAACCAACAUUUCAGUAAGUCCAUUAACAAAACCAAAUGCUGAGCAUAACUCGUUGUCAAAAGGGAGGAUUGCUAAAAUUUCUAACCCGAAAGUAUGUGGAAAUCUUGCAUGAGCUUUUGUUUGUUAUUAUACUCAUUAUUAAUAUAUUAUCUUGGGUGGCAUCAAGCAUGUGGUAGCAGUGAAACUGGUGUCAGUGAAACGCUCCAAGCAACAGAGUAACGUGUUGUGGCAAAAGUAUUACAAAAUGGCGGAGCCCACUGCAGAAAAAUAUGAUUUUACAGUAAAAUGGAAAC